UUUGUUAUGAGAUUUAGUUUGAGAAUGAACUUAAGUGAGCUGUGCAAGCUUUACAGUGACAGGAACCCAUGGGAGCCUGUAUGGAGAUGCCGGAAGGUGACCAUAACCCUGCAGAGACACUGGAAGUUGAUACAUGCCCUUGACUUGUUUGAAGAGGAAGGAGGUGACAUGUUAGAACCAGUUUAUGAUGUUUAUUGUGAUGAAAUUGAAGAAGUGGACUUUCUUUCAAUUCAGGAAGAAUCUUUAAUGAUUCAAGGAAUGAUGGCAAUAACUAAGGAAGAAGGACAAGAUUGCAGGAGUCAUUCUUUAAGGGAAGACAACCAAGAAAAAAAAUCUCUAGCUGACAGCAAGAUAAUUGGUUACACAUUUGCUGAGAAAUUUGAAGCUAAAAGGCAAGAGGCAAGAGUCAUAUAUGCUGUUCUAAAUAAGCUGUCGGGAGAAGAACAAAAUGGAGAAAAUUCUAUGCAACCUAAUGAAAAUCUGCAGCUAUUAGAAGAUAUUAAAGGGUCAGAAAUAAGGAACUACCAGAAGGGAUGCUUCCAAUGUUGAAUUUUCAACAGGCCUUUGAUUUUAUUCCAGCAGCAUGUUUAACUAAUCUGCCUACCAACAAGAUUGAAUUAUACACAAAAAUGGCAGACUUCUUUGCUUGUUCUAAAAUCUCAGAUGCCACACAAGUUGUUGAUUUAUUUCUGGAAGAGGUGGUGAGACUACAUUGUAUUCCAACAUCCAUUGUUUGUUAUAGGGGUGUAAAGUUUAAGGGAUAUUUUUGGAGGACUUCAUGGAAGAAAACUGCUCCAGAUAAAUAUACAUUUGACAGCACCUGGAUUGCAGAAGGAAAAUUCAGAAAAAUUGGUCCAGAUAAAGUCUUUCCAUUUGAACCAAGUUAAAUUUCCAACCCAGGGAGAAUGAUGCAGGAGCAUGAAGUUUUUUUUUAAUUACUUGUUUUAGUUUGAGUUUUGUUUGGAGUCUAAGUUUUAAUUGUAGGAAAGUCAUGUGGAUAACUUGUGAUUUCUAAUUAGGACUAGAAUUAGUAGGUUACUAGAAGUUCAAAUUAGUACUGGAUUAGGAUUCUUGGCUGCUGUUAGUAUAUAAUUAUAUAUAGUUAUCUUUAGAUCUCUAAAUCAGCUUUUGUUAUGAGAUUUUAGCUUGAGAAUAAACUUAAGAUUGAAACCUAAGUUUUCUUGGUUCCAUCUUUAAUUUUACGGAGUUCUUAGUUUUUGUUUGUUCUACCCCUACCUUCCCUGCAUCACAUAGCCUUAAAAUUAUAAAAAAAAAAAAAGAAAAAAAAGAAAAGAAAAACUAAUUGAAGUUAACCUAGGUCUUAAAUAAUCAGGACUCAGUUCUAUGUCAUGCACAUUAGAAUGGCUCAGCUAGUUGUCAUGAAGGUCCAAUUUUGUUUCUUUUUUAUGCUUGUUUGUACAAUUGGAAUUAUUGAUAUAGAAAAGAAAAUUGACAAUUGAAA
Messenger RNA from Rubroshorea leprosula, 1462 nucleotides. The record is from the annotation of a GenBank genome assembly. NCBI's taxonomy places the organism in Eukaryota, Viridiplantae, Streptophyta, Magnoliopsida, Malvales, Dipterocarpaceae.